AGGAAUAAGAACACUGAAUGCUCCAGGGAAACUUCUUGGCUGACUUCAAAAUGUUUGAUAAAGAGACACAUAAAAUUUGAGUUUUCUCAGUCCCGAAUCUUCAGCACUAAACUGCAUAACUGUAGCGGGCUCUUAACCAUGUAUUUAAUUGCAGUUCUGCUCUAAAUUAUAAGGACUUCUGUGGGGGAUUCUCCACCUCAGAUUCAGAACAGAGUCAGUAUUGUCUGCUGCUGCUGUUCUGCUUUCUGAAUAGUGAAAGGCAGUGAGCCUUUUGAUGCCCUGUGACAGUUCUGCUCUGCAAAGAAAUUUCUUGAUAGCUAUAAAAGUGUAAUAUAAAAAAUAUCAGCCUUGGCAAAUAGGGCACUUUAAGGGUUUUAUUGUGAGUAUAGCUCUCCUGUGCUUUUUGAGGAAAGGACGAUUGGGAAAAUUCUGCACACAAUUCUGAAGGCUUGGGCAAUUAUUUUUUUCCUUGGAGAUGCAGAAGCUAGAUUGCUAUAUUAAGAAGCUAGAUUUUUUUAUUAUUAUUAUUAUUUAUUUUUUUCCCUUCUGCUUGGAAAGUACUGUCUUUAAGCAGAAAACCAGACCAUAGGGGAAUUUUUCAAGCCAAACAGUAAAGUUGCUAGAGAAUUUAGGGACUUCCAAAGCUGUGAAGCUGCCGAGUGUGGUACCUGUAUCAAAACUAUGGAUUUAGGUGUUUAGGUACUUUCUAGUUCUCUUUCUUGCUUUUCUUUAAACAUGCUAGUAUUUUGUUCCAUCACAAAACAAUAUUGAGCUAGAUGCUCUCAAAAUAGAUCUAGGCAAUGUGUGAAAUGUGAAAAAAAAGUGUGAAAUAAUAGGUGUAAUUAUUAUUUUACAAUAGACUGAAUAAUAUGCUAUGGAAAAAGUAUUGUUAGAGCUCUAGCACGUGCAUACUUUCAGAAGACGCCAGAUCCCUCCAAAAAUGCAAGUGAUUUUUAUUCAGAUCCUUGAGAAGAAAAUGGAAGGAUAAGAAAUAGGAGUCUUCCAAUAUCUACUAAAUCUAUGACAUUGCUACUUAUUUUUUCUAUAAAUUAUACACAUGGAAAUCUGGCUCUUUUAUUUAUUUGUCUGUUUGUUUGUUUAUGAGCAGCUGGCUUUUUGCAGUAAUAAUUUGGCCUGUAGAUACAUUUUCUUCAUCUUGUGCAAUAGGAUUAGUUUAUUCCAUCUUGGCAUUUUAACCCCACUCUUCUUGCUGGAAUUCAGGGAUUUUUUUUUUUCUACCAGUCUAGUUUUCUGGCCUAACAUUAAUUUGAUUACUCUGUGUCAUGCUUCUUCCAAGAAUCAUUGCAGCACAAGCGGGCCUUUGAAGAGACUUGCUGUCACUGUACUACUUGUGGAUCACAUCCGGAUGGCUAAAGGUGAAUUCAGAAUGUUACAGACAGUACCAGCCAUUCGUUUAAAGAUGCAGCAGCAUAAACUGCAAGGACAAAGAAAUUUGCAUCUACAUUUAGAUACAUUCAAAAUGUUUUGUGGUGGGAAAAAAUCAUACUUUGCUGCCACUGUGUGCAUUAUUACUCUAACUUCAAUGGUCGCAUUUUCAUAUCUGAGAUUACAGAGACUUGCUCACCUGCCAAAAAUAAUACAGGAAGGUAGAAGAUGUAGAGGGGAAAUUACAAAUAACACAAUAACGCCAUUAAAGGAUAAAAGAACUUUUAUUAUAUCCCCAUACUUUGAUGACAGAGAAAGCAAAGUCACUCGUGUGAUUGGGAUUGUUCACCAUGAAGAUGUAAAAGAACUAUACUGCUGGUUUUGCUGUCAGCCCCAUGGACAGAUAUACGUAUCAAAAGCAAAAAUUGAUGUUCACUCAGAUAGAUUUGGAUUCCCUUAUGGUGCGGCAGAUAUAGUUUGUCUGGAACCUGAAAACUGCGAUCCAACACAUGUAUCAAUUCAUCAGUCUCCACAUGGAAAUAUUGACCAGCUGCCAAGGUUUGACAUUAAAAACCGCAAGGCUGAGACCUUCUCUGUUGACUUCACUUUAUGUAUCUCUGCCAUGUUUGGAAAUUACAACAAUGUCUUACAGUUUAUACAGAGUAUGGAAAUGUACAAGAUUCUUGGGGUACAGAAAGUGGUAGUCUAUAAGAACAGCUGCAGCGAGCUGAUGGAGAAAGUCUUGAAGUUUUAUAUGGAAGAAGGAACUGUGGAGAUAAUUCCUUGGCCAAUAAACUCAUACCUCAAGGUUUCCUCUAAAUGGUACUUCAUGCAGGAUGGAACACACAUUGGCUACUAUGGGCAAAUCACAGCUCUAAAUGACUGUAUAUACCGUAACAUGCAGAGGAGCAAGUUUGUGGUUCUUAAUGAUGCUGAUGAAAUAAUUCUUCCCCUUAAGCACCCAGACUGGAAAACAAUGAUGAGCAGUCUUCAGGAGCAAAAUCCAGGCACUGGCAUUUUCCUCUUUGAGAACCAUAUCUUCCCAGAAACCGUAUCCACUCCUGUGUUCAACAUUUCAUCUUGGAAUACCGUGCCAGGUGUUAACAUACUACAGCAUGUGCACAGAGAACCUGACAGGAAAGAGGUGAUCAAUCCCAAGAAAAUGAUAAUUGAUCCAAGAAGGGUGAUUCAGACGUCCGUCCACUCUGUCCUACGCGCUUAUGGGACCAGUGUGAAUGUUCCAAUGGAUGUGGCCCUCAUUUAUCACUGUCGAGUGCCCCUUCAAGAAAAUCUUCCCAGAGAAUCCCUCAUCAGGGAUACGACACUGUGGAAAUAUAACUCAUCAUUAAUCACAAAUGUUAACAAAGUGCUACAUCAAACAGUACUGUAAGCUCAAAAGCAAAACUUUGUCUAUAAGGAGGGAAAGUGGAGAGUUGUCUAUGUCCCAGGGAGACAUAGGAUAUCAUUCAAAGAUCACAUUAAAAAUCUCUUGCACCUGAAGAUUACAUCCUGUAAAGCUUUGGGAGACCAGCCCUUUUAUGUACCAUCCAAAUGUAAAGGCAUUUUAGCUGUGAAAUGAAACAUGGUACCUUGUAAAAAUUGGCUGAGUGCUGAUGAAGAGUUGGAUUCCUCAGAUGAAGUCUGUGCUGCAACCUUCUUAGAUGGAAGAGCUGAGGCGUAGUGAGAU
Molecule: messenger RNA, 3073 nt
Organism: Cygnus olor (mute swan)
Lineage: Eukaryota; Metazoa; Chordata; Aves; Anseriformes; Anatidae
Product: beta-1,4-galactosyltransferase galt-1-like
Exons: 3
Coding region: 1058-2776 (572 amino acids)
Source: RefSeq, a predicted model, not a curated record